Setaria italica (foxtail millet) is the source of this 1231-nucleotide messenger RNA. Its product is annotated as phosphoribosylglycinamide formyltransferase, chloroplastic. Gene Ontology annotation, cellular component: chloroplast; cytoplasm. The transcript has 5 exons. Lineage: Eukaryota; Viridiplantae; Streptophyta; Magnoliopsida; Poales; Poaceae. The record is from RefSeq and is a predicted model, not a curated record. Gene Ontology annotation, biological process: 'de novo' IMP biosynthetic process. Bases 106 to 981 code for a protein of 291 amino acids. Gene Ontology annotation, molecular function: phosphoribosylglycinamide formyltransferase activity.
UUGGAUACUGGUCGGCUCCCUCCCAGCUCCCACCGUGCCGCCGCCACCGCUGCCGCCGCAACCGCCCGCCGGGGCGCAGCCUCUACCCCCUCCUUCCCCUUGGCCAUGGAAGCAGCCGUUGCUCCACCUGCUCUGCGCCCGGGCCGCUCGCUCCGCACCAACCCAAAUCCCGCCACGCGACCAGGCCAGACACCUAGGCCGUGGGGACUGGCGGCGAAUCCCCAGGCCAACGCCGUCAGGUGCGAGCUGUCCCGGCGCCCGGAGCCGCGCGUCCUCAUCCGCGCGGCCGCGGCCGCGCAACAGGAUGCUGGUGAUGCUGCUGGGGCUGGGAGGAGGAAGCGGCUGGCGGUGUUCGUGUCCGGCGGGGGCUCCAACUUCCGGGCGAUCAACGAGGCUGCGCUGGGCGGGACGGUGCACGGGGAUGUCGUCGCGCUUGUCACCGACAAGCCAGGCUGCGGAGGUGCAGAGCACGCCAGGAGCAAUGGCAUUCCUGUCGUUGUGUUCCCCAAGUCCAAGUCUGCGCCCGAGGGGAUUUCGGUCGCUGAACUGCUGGAUACGCUGAGGGGAUACGGUGUAGACUUUGUUCUUCUUGCUGGUUACUUGAAGCUUAUACCAGCUGAAUUGAUCCAGGAAUAUCCAAGGUCCAUAUUAAAUAUCCAUCCUUCUCUCCUUCCGGCAUUUGGAGGCAAAGGCUUUUAUGGUUCAAAGGUGCACAAAGCCGUUAUUGCCUCUGGGGCAAGAUACUCAGGUCCGACCGUACAUUUUGUUGAUGAGCACUAUGAUACAGGGAAAACAUUAGCACAAAGAGUUGUGCCUGUGUUUGCAGAUGACACACCAGAGUUAUUGGCUGCAAGAGUCCUUCAUGAGGAGCAUCAAGUUUAUGUUGAAGCAGUUGCUGCUUUGUGCGAGGACCGCAUUGUAUGGAGGGAAGAUGGUGUCCCACUUAUCAAAAGCCGGCUAAAUUCGGAUGUGUACCUCUAAUUGACAAUACUAGCACCCUUUUUGAAGCAAUAAUGGAAUUUGUAAAGCCCCCUGCCAGUUUUCGCCAAGCCAAGGGGCACAUAACAAUUAACAUAGGUUGAUAGGGUGCAACUUAGUUGUCAUCUAAACACUUCCAUGUGUUGGAAGUGGAAAACAGUGUUCUAUGGACUGCAGUAUAUGCAUACUGCAUAAUCCACUGUUGGCUUUACCUUGAUUUGAGAUAGUUCUUCUGCGUUUGCCUUGUCCUCCA